Molecule: messenger RNA, 462 nt
Organism: Rodentolepis nana
Lineage: Eukaryota; Metazoa; Platyhelminthes; Cestoda; Cyclophyllidea; Hymenolepididae
Source: the annotation of a GenBank genome assembly
AUGUCUUACUUGAGACCCCUCAUUUCCAUUGGAAAAUGUUUGCGGACAGCAAAUUUUCCCCAUCGAACUGUAAUACCAUCUCGUAUGGCUUCAACUAAUCCCAAAUAUUUCAAUGCGGAGGAACCUUAUGCUGAAUUUAAGGACCGCUUCAUCACGGCCUUCGAGAGGCCAGAUCUAGAUGGGUGGUGGUUGCGUCAUCAUCUUCAGAAAUUGCACUGUGAAGAUAUCAUUCCCGAACCAGAUAUUAUAAGGGCUAUAUAUCGGGCCUGCAGGAGACUCAAUGAUUUAGCUUUAGCUAUUAGGUAUACAGAAACCCUACGUCAUAAAUGCGAUAUAAAACCGGACCUUUUCCCUUGGUUAAUGCAAGAAGUUGCUCCAACAAUGAGGGAGCUUGGUAUUCCAACAUUGGAAGAACUCGGUUAUGAUCAGCCUGAAUUGUACACUCUUGAUUAUGAUGACUAA